AUGAAAAGGGUUAGAAGAAACGAGAGUAUGGGGAACAGUUCAAAGGAACGACAUGAUAAAAUCUAUCCGUCUCUUCCUGUGGAUCUGAUAAUAGAGAUUCUUACGAAACUGCCUCCAGGAGCUGUGUCAAAACUCAUCUGCGUUUCAAAACUGUGGUCAUCUAUUAUCCAAGGAAAGCAUUUCAAUGACUUGUAUCUAACUCGAUCUUCAACUCGGCCGCUUCUUCUUGGCCUUUUACACCUUCAACUCCACUCGACGCGGCUCUAUCAAUACUCUUCGUUUCAGGAGAAUCCAUCUUCUGGUCAUAGUAUUAUUAGGAAAACGGUUCCAGGAUUUCCAAUCGCUGCACCCGUCCGUGGCUUGAUCUGCUGUACAGAUGAUAAUGCUGAGGUGUUGAUUGUUGCCAAUCCUAGUACGAGUCAGUUCUUAACUCUACCUGGAGUUAACCACUGGACCUCAAGCUUUUUUGGAUAUGAUCCGGUUAAUGAUCUAUACAAAGUCUUUCACAUGAGCCUAGGUUUUGAUAUACAUGGAUGCCUUAUUAGUCAAGGGCAUCAAGUUUUCACUCUAGGAGCUCAAAAAACAUGGAGAAUGCUUGAAUGUAAGUACCCCCAUUACCCUCUAACUCAAGGUAUAUGCAAGAAUGGAGUUGUUUAUUAUGGAGCUGAGUUUUUCAGUUCUUACAAAGAAUGUUUCGUAUUAGUGUGCUUUGAGUUGAGAUUGGAAGAGUUUAGUCUUAUAACAUUACCGGAGGGUGUCAGAAUCGAACAAGACCAUAGGUCUGAUAAUUUGGUGAGCUACAACGGAAAGAUAGCCUUAGUAAGUCAAUCAAGAAACGGUAAAUUCGACUUGUGGGUUCUAAUGGAUGUCAUUAAACAAGAAUGGACAAAAAUAUCUGUAUUGGUUCCUUGUUGGAAAGAUUUAGUUGGGAGUGAGAUAUUCCGUUGCAGGGGUACUAUUAGCACCGGCGAACUUAUAUUUGAACCAUUCUAUUACUCUAGAAAGUUUUCAGUUGUCUAUUACAAUCCCAAAGAAGACAAGGCUCGAAGAGUUGAGUUUAAAGGAAAUGGAGAUUGUUGUGCUCUUAAAGGAAUCUUCCUGGAUCACGUAGAUAGUCCUAUGUUUCUUCCACGGAAGUUUAUUAAUUGA
This is a messenger RNA of Microthlaspi erraticum, 1149 nucleotides long. NCBI's taxonomy places the organism in Eukaryota, Viridiplantae, Streptophyta, Magnoliopsida, Brassicales, Brassicaceae. The record is from the annotation of a GenBank genome assembly.